Molecule: messenger RNA, 1515 nt
Organism: Leguminivora glycinivorella
Lineage: Eukaryota; Metazoa; Arthropoda; Insecta; Lepidoptera; Tortricidae
Exons: 3
Coding region: 1-1515 (504 amino acids)
Molecular function (GO): catalytic activity
Source: RefSeq, a predicted model, not a curated record
AUGCAUCAAAAUAUUAACGGCCUAAUAAAUAAAGCCAAUGUAUUAACUGUUCACCUACAAGAUCUAUCGUCCUCUAACAAACCGAUUGAUGUACUCUGUGUGACAGAACACAACAUGAGCCAAGGCGAUGAAACUCAAUUAGCUUUAAGUAACUAUACACUUGCAUCACACUUCUCCCGCGGAAAUAGAAAUGGCGGUUCAUGUAUACUUGUAAAAAAUAUACAUAAAUACAAAAGUUUGUCAGACAUAUCAGAUAGUAUAUCUAUAAGUAAUAUAAUAGAAUGCUCAGCCAUUGAACUAACCGAGCAUAAUAUUAUCAUAAUAUGUAUCUAUCGCGUUCCUAAAUAUGAUAAAGCGUCAUUUAACAUCUUUUUUAAUAAACUAAAUGACCUACUGUGUAAAUUAAACUGUAACCGCAAAAAUGUAAUAAUUUGCGGUGACUUUAACAUAGAUAUAAUGAUCAGAACGAGACAAAGUAUUGAAUUUAACACUCUGAUAUCUAGUUUUAAUCUUAAGUUUGCAAUAUCUACCCCUACACGAUUACAAAGCAACACAUGCAUCGAUAAUAUUAUCCAUAAUAUUCGAGGUGUAAAAUCUGAUGUAAUAGAUCUAGCGAUCUCUGACCACACUGCCCAGAUUCUUAAGUGUCCUGUGAAACCUACGUGUAUACUAUCUCACUGGUUCAUACUAAAAAGAGAUUUUAGCAACAGCAACGUUCAAAAAUUCAUAAACUGUUUAAAAGAGUUGAGCUUUGCCGAUGUAUACAAAUCAAAUGACCCCAAUGAAGCAUAUAACUGUUUUAGCGACCAAUUUGAACUAUUUUAUAACUUAUGCUUUCCAUAUAUUAGACUUAAGAUCUCAGCAUUAAAUAAGCCGAAGUGGGUUACAAAAGGCAUACGAAAGUGUUGUAAAAGAAAAAGGACUAUGUUAUGGAAAUGUAGACUAGAGCCAAACAAAAGUAACAAGAGCGACCUUAAAGUAUACUCUCAACGACUUCGGAAAAUUAUAUUGUCAACACAAAAAGUACAAAACGAUUUUUACAUAAAAAAUUCAGCAAAUAAAUCCAAAGCCACCUGGAACAUCAUACAAUCGUCAAAAAAUAAACGCCUUAAAGAUAAUAUUGCUGAAAUAAUUGUUGACAACGUAUCUAUUACAGAACCUACUCAAAUUGCCCAGAAAUUUAAUGACUACUUUACCGACAUUUGCGAUCUAGACCAAUUGAAUAGGACACACCUAAGCGAUGAAAAUAAUUUGAAUGAUAAUGUAAUUAAUCCCAAGAUGACAAUGACAUACAACUCAUCCAAUUCUAUGUUUAUGAAACCAUCGACUCCUGAUGACAUAAGAAUACUAAUUAAUUCCUUAAAAAACUCUAAAAGUACCGGUUAUGACGGCAUAAACACAGUAAUAAUAAAAAAUGUCGCGAAUAUAGUUUCAUCACAAAUAAGCCACAUAGUAAAUCUAUGUAUAGAAUAUGGACUGUACUGGAUACCAAAUGUGGAUACAGUCUGUGAAUGA